AUGUGCGGCGGCGCGAUACUGGCCGAUCUCAUCCCCUCGCGAGGGAGCAGCAGCUCGUGGCUCCGGCAGGAACAAGUCUCCCCCUCCGACCUGUGGCCCAGCUCCCCCUUGGCCGAGAAGCAGGUCCCGCGCCGCCGCCGCAAGGUGGAGAGGAAGAACCUCUACCGGGGGAUCCGCCGGCGGCCGUGGGGGAAGUGGGCGGCGGAAAUCAGAGACCCCAGGAAGGGCCUCCGCGUCUGGCUCGGUACCUACGACUCCGCCGAGGAGGCCGCUCGCGCCUACGACCGGGAAGCCCGCCGAAUCCGCGGCUGCAAGGCCAAAGUCAACUUCCCCAACGAGGAGAACGAAUCCUACAGCUACGUUGCGCCGCCGGUGAACGGCGGCGCCGCCGCUGACGCUGCCUUCUUCGAGUCCGCCGGCAGCCUACUUCCUCCCCAAGCGCCCGCUCCGCCGUUGGCGACGGCGGCGCCGCCUGCCGCAACUGCAGAGGAGCUGUCGGAGGAGCUGCAGGCCUUCGAGGCGUACAUGAGCUUCCUAGACAUCCCCUACAUGGAAGGCGGCGACGUCGGCAGCGAGCAGCGGUCGUCGAAUCUCGUCCCCAACGCAUGCAUGCAGGAAUCAUCAUUACAGCUGUGGAGCUUCGAUGACGUCCACUCCGUCACCUUCUAA
Messenger RNA from Spirodela intermedia, 669 nucleotides. The record is from the annotation of a GenBank genome assembly. Lineage: Eukaryota; Viridiplantae; Streptophyta; Magnoliopsida; Alismatales; Araceae.